AUGAUUUCAAAAGAAAAUGUUUCAUCUGAAUGGGUCAAUUUUACUAUCCCAAAAGAAAAUGAUACUCUAAGGGAGAAAAUAUUAAUAGACUUAAAUAAGAGUAAUGAUAACAUAAAUAAUGAAAAUAAAAAAAAUAUGAGUAUAAAUCAAAUACAUAAGUUUAUAAAUAAAUUAAAAAAUACAAAUGUAACAGAUUUAGAGAAAAGCGAUUUUAAAAAUUUACUAGAUGAUAUAAAAAAUUUAAAUAUAAGCAAAUAUUUAAGUGAAAUAUUAAACUACAUUUUUAACUUAACAUAUCAUGUAAAUAAAUACUCGGAUAUUUUUCUUCUCAUAAAUAUAAUUAAAUAUAUAAAUAAAAAUUAUAGCAAUGUUGAUGAACUUAUUGAAAACAUAGCAUUCACGAAAUUUUUUAAGUUAGAUGAAAAUGAUAAGAAUUAUUUUUUCAUCAUAUUUCAUGAUUUAUAUAAUAAUAUUGAUGAAAAUAAUAUGAUAAGCAAAAAUAUAAAUGUAGAAAACUGUCCUGACGAUAAAAACUCAAAUAAAGAAAAAUUACCUGAUUUAGUUGAUACUAAUAAUACAGAAAAUAAUAAUAAUGAUAAAAAAAAUAGAGAAAUAAAUAAUAUAAAAAAUUUAAAAGAAUUAAAGGAAUUAAAAGGCAAUCUCUUUAAAAAAUUGAAUUCUUACAUUUGUAAAGAUAAUCAAGAAAAUGAUAAUUAUUUAUUCGAAUAUGACCUAUUCGCUAGUGACAAAAAUAUAAAAUUUCAAAAAAAAAGUUCUGUUGAUAAAAAAGCUUAUAUGAUAGAGAUGUUAAAUGACAAUAAUCUUAUGAAAAAGAUAGAAAAAAAAAAUAAAUUAAGAAAAAUAUUGUUAUGUAUGUAUUUUGAAUUAAUUUUAUUUAAAAUAUGUAAAAAUAAAGAUUUAUUGUUAUAUAUGUUUUUAAACAUAACUUUUUUUUUUACAUUAAAAUUUGAUUUUCACAUUUCUUAUAAAGAUAAAAUAAAUAACAGUGAGAAAAAAGAAUUGAAUUAUCCUAAUAAUGCUGAUAUAUUGUCUAGAAUAAAAAAAUAUUUAAUUGUAAAUACAGUCAUUACUUUUGAUUACUUUUUUACGAAUACUAAUACAUUAUUUAUCGAUGAAAAUUUAAAAAAAAAAUCAGAAAAUGUAGAUAAAAAAGAAAAUUUAAAUAAAGAAGAAAAUGAUAUUGUACUAUCCAUUAAUAACAAUAACAGCGUAGUAGCAUCUUACGUAAAAUAUAUAAAUGAUAUAAAAGAUAAUGUUAUGAAAUUUUUUAAAGCAUUCUAUCAUUGCAGUAUGUACAAUUUAUUGAUAUACUUAUAUACCGAGCACGUUGUAAAUGAAUAUAGUAGUGAUAACAAAAAAAGUUCUUUAAAUGAAGAAUAUGAAUUUUUCAAAAUAUAUGAAAAAAGUAAAAAUUUUUGUAAAUUUUUCAAUGUAAACAAGUUUAGUCUGGAUGAAAUACAGAUAAAAGGAAUUGAUUUAUUGGGAUUAAAAGAAGAAAGCUUCAAUCAUAUAAAAAUUUUUGAUAAUAUAAAAAACAAAAAUGAAAAAGAGAAAGAAAUAAUAAUAGAUGAAUCAAAUACAGUUUGGAAUAAUGACGAAGAAAAAUCCUUUUAUACAAAUUUCCCAGAUUAUUCUAAUAUAAAUAUAUGUUUAAAUGAUGAUGAUUGUGAUGACGACGACAUUAAUUUAAAUUAUUCAAAUGAAAACAAUAUAAAUGACAUGCCUAAUAAUCAGCCUAAUAACAUUAACAAUGUAAAAAAAGACAGAGAAAUAGAUGAAAGGGCUGAAAAUAAGGUUACUAAUGAUAAUAGUAAAAAAGAAAAAUCAUCAGAGAAAAAAAUAGAGUCUAAACAUAUUAUUAGUGUUGAUAACAAGAAAAAUGUAAAAAAUAUUGUUUCUGGAAACAGCAAAGAAAAAAUGAAAGAAUUUAGUAACUAUCUUGAAAAAAUAAUUAAUAUGAACAAUGAAAAAGACGUAGAGGAUUUUGUAAUGAUAUUUUUAUUAAAUUAUAAUACAAAAAAAAAAAGAAAAAUAAUAGCUAACACUAUUAUUCACAUUAAUAAAAUAAGUUUAAACUUAAUUCCCUAUUAUUGUAGAUAUAUUGCUAUUAUAAAUAAAUAUGUAAAAGAUAUAUAUAUAACUAUUAUUGAUGAAUUAAAAAGGAUUACUGAAAAAAUAAUUAAAGAAAAGUUACCUUGCCAAAAUAAAAAAACUAAAUGCAUCAAAUAUGCUUGUGAACUAACAAAAUUUAAAUUAUUAGAUUUAUCUUAUAUAUUAGAUAUUAUAAAUUUAUUAAUUGAAAAUUUUACUUCUGAUCAUGCGGAGCUAUGUUUUUUUAUUUUAGAAAAUUGUUCUUUAUUAUUAUUAAAUAAUUCUAAAACACAUAUACGAUUUUUAAAUCUUUUACAAAAAUUAAAAAAAAUCAAAAAUUCCAAAAAUUUACCAUCUUCUUUAGAAUUAGUCUUUGAAGAAUGUUGCAUAAAAAUUGACAAUUUCAUUACAAGGAAUAAUAUAACAAAAAAAAAAAUUUCUAAAUACUCUGAGGAAGAUUUAAAAAAAAAAUACUUUUUAAAAAAAUUGCUAUUUCAAGAUAUUGAAAGUAUGGAUACGGAAAUUAUUUGUAAGUAUAUAAGAAAAUUUAACUGGAAUGAUAAAUUGAUUACUCAUUGUUUAAAGAAAUAUAUUUUUAAUUAUUUAAUGUAUAUGAGUAUAUAUCAAAUAAAUAACUUAGCUUCUUUAUUGUUUAAUUUAGCUAAGUAUAAGCCAUUUUUUGUAACUCAAAUAAUUGAUGAAUUAUAUGAGAGAAUUAUUACCAUACUUGAGAAUAAUGAUUUUAAAAAAUAUACAUUUUUAAUUCAAUAUACUCAUUUAUUUGCAGAGUUAUAUAAUUAUAAAAUAUUUAAUUCUUCCAAUGUUUUUGACUUGUUAUAUUUUUUAAUAUCAAUUGCUGAUAUAGAUAUAUUUAAUUCUCAUCAUAUUUCUUCUAUUUACAAAGUUUUUAAAGAUAAUAAAACUUUUAUUGAAUCUAUAAGAAGUAAUAUACCUAAUUUAAAUAAAAAAGAAAAUGGAAUAACGGCAGGAUUAGAAAGUAAAAAUAAUAAUAUAAAUAAUAAAAACGAUGUAAAUAGUAGAAAUUGUAACAAAUAUGGAAAAAAUACACACAAUUCUGAUAUUAAUAAAGAAGAAUUUUUUUCUUAUGAUGAUUAUGAUGAUAACUUUUAUAAAUUUUUGUUUAUAAAUAAGAGAAAUCCUAUAUUUUAUCAUAUUUUCCAUGAUGUAGAAAAUAACAGUUUUAUUAAUAUCAAAAUGAUAUGUAUCAUAAUAGAAAGUUGUUCAAGAUAUUUUCAUACUCCCUUAUUAAGUUUUAAGUUAAAUAAAUUUUUUUUAUUUUUUCUACGAUUUUUAUUAUUAUUAGAGCCAUUACCUAUUUAUAUUAAAAACAUAACAGAUAAUAUAAUUGAGAAAAAUUCUGAGGAAAUGAAAAAUUUGAAAACAAUUAAAGAUAUUGAUAAAUAUUUGUUUAAAAUACUAAAUGCUGAAUAUAAAAUACAUUUAAAUCAAAUAAAUAAAAAUAGUAAAUAUUCUAUUAUGGAUAGUGACUUAUCAUUUUCUAUAGAAAAGUGUAAUAAAACCAAAGGCUUAACAUAUAAUAAUGAUUGUGUAAAAGCAAACAAAAACAUUAGCAAUAAUGAAGAAGAAUAUGAUAAAAUGAACGAUUUGACAAAACAAGAAAAAAGAAAUACUUCAUCCAUUUAUGAAAAUAAAAAUAAUAAAAAUUACAACAGUAAAGAAAGGAAAGCAAGAAAUAACAAUUCUUCAAAAUUAAGAAGUAAAAAAGAGUUGUCUAAUUUAUUAGAAAAUGAUGAUAUAGAGUAUUUUAAUUCAUCAAGUGAUGAAAACAGUAGAAAGGUUAAAACAAUGGAAAAUGAAUUAGACGAAGAAAUUAAUGAAAUAAUUAAUGCAUCAAUAAAAGAAAAUAGAUUGUCAAAAAAUAAAGUAGAGCCUGUAAAUUUUAAGAAUUUUACCAUAUAUAGUAAUUUGUUAAAUAAAAAAAAUUCAAAAAAUAAAGACUCCGAAAAAAAUGUUCCCAUAAUCAUUUAUAAAAAAGAGAAAAAAAAAUAA
Plasmodium relictum is the source of this 4143-nucleotide messenger RNA. Its product is annotated as conserved Plasmodium protein, unknown function. Lineage: Eukaryota; Apicomplexa; Aconoidasida; Haemosporida; Plasmodiidae. Gene Ontology annotation, cellular component: cytoplasm; exon-exon junction complex. The coding region runs from base 1 to 4143 and encodes 1380 amino acids. The transcript has a single exon. Gene Ontology annotation, biological process: nuclear-transcribed mRNA catabolic process, nonsense-mediated decay. The record is from RefSeq and is a predicted model, not a curated record.